Messenger RNA from Danio rerio (zebrafish), 2312 nucleotides. Lineage: Eukaryota; Metazoa; Chordata; Actinopteri; Cypriniformes; Danionidae. The record is from RefSeq and is a predicted model, not a curated record.
ACACACUGUUUCCUCUCAUAUGGCUGAAGAUGGCGAGCGGAUCGGGGCCCGUUGCUGCUCUCUGGACCGAAAUCAACCGCUGCGGACAAAACGGAGACUUUACUAGAGCCCUGAAAGCUGUCAACAAAAUGACAUGAUCGGGUUCGAGAAAGCCUACUGUGAAUACCGACUCAACAGAGUGGAGAACGCCUUGAAAACUAUCCAGGGAAUCCCAGAGCAAACAGACAAACUCAAGGAGCUCUACGGCCAAGUGUUGUACAGAUUGGAGCGGUACGACGAGUGUCUGGCUGUGUAUAAAGACCUGAUCAGAAACUCUCAGGACGAGUAUGAAGAGGAGAGGAAGACCAAUCUGUCCGCUGUGUUAGCGGCUCAGAGCACCUGGGAAAACGCACCACCGGAGGAUCUGGGUUUGCCCGAGAGCUCAUAUGAGUUGUGCUAUAACGCUGCCUGCUGUCUGAUUGGUCAAGGAGAGCUCGGCCAGGCCAUGAAGAAACUGCAAAAAGCUGAAGAGCUCUGCAGGAAGUCUUUAGCCGAGGACUCGGAUAUGACGGAGGAGGACAUCGACGCUGAACUGGCCGUCAUUCACUCUCAGAUGGCGUAUGUGAUUCAGCUGCAGGGCAGAACUGAAGACGCUCUGCAACUCUACAGUCAAGUCAUUAAACUCAAGCCGUCAGAUGUGGGUUUGCUGGCUGUAACGGCCAACAACAUCAUCACCAUUAACAAGGACCAAAAUGUGUUUGACUCCAAGAAGAAGGUGAAACUGACCAAUGCUGAAGGCGUUGAGCACAAACUGGCCAAAAAACAGCUGCAGGCCAUUGAGAUCAACAAAGCCUUGCUGGCCAUGUACACUAACCAGGCUGAUCAGUGCAAUAAACUGCUGUCGAGUCUGCAGACCCAGAAUCCCACUCACCCCAGACCCGUCCUCAUCCAGGUGGCUCAGCUCUGCCGAGAGAAACAGCACAGUAAAGCCAUCGAGCUCCUGCAGCGGUUUUCAGAUCAGCAUCCUGAGAGCGCAUCUGGAAUCAAACUCACCAUGGCUCAGCUCUACCUGACACAAGGUCAUGUGACCAAAGCCUGUGACAUCCUGAAGUCCAUAGAAGAAUUUAAAUACAAGCCAGGAAUGAUUUCUGCUCUGAUCACCAUGUACACGCAUGAAGAGGACAUUGACAGCGCCAUCGACGUCUUCUCUCAAGCCAUCCAGUAUUACCAGUCAGAGCAGCCGGGCUCCAGCAUCCACCUUUCUCUGGUUCGCGAGGCUGCAAACUACAAGCUGAAAUACGGCCGUAAGAAAGAGGCCACCAGUGACCUGGAGCAGCUGUGGAAACAAAACACCAACGACAUCCACACACUCGCUCAGCUCAUCUCCGCGUACUCGCUGGUGGAUCAGGACAAGGCCAAAGCUCUGAGUAAACACCUUCCCUCCCCGGAUAAAAUGGCCUUUAAUGUGGACGUUGAUGAGCUGGAGAAUUCGCACGGAGCCACGUAUAUCAGGAAAAAAGCUGCCAAAGUCGUCGGGGAAAGCCAGCCUAAAGAACAGGGUCCAGAGGAUGUGAAAAAGAAGAAGAAAAAGAAGAAGGGUAAACUCCCUAAAAACUACGACCCGAACUCGAGUCCUGACCCGGAGCGCUGGCUGCCGAUGAGAGAGCGCUCGUAUUACCGUGGUAAAAAGAAGGGCAAGAAGAAGGAGCAGGUCGGCCGCGGCACACAGGGCACAACAUCUGGAGCUACUGCUGAACUUGAUGCCAGUAAAACCGCCACCAGUCCCCCCACGUCUCCUCGUCCCGGCUCGGGCACCGGCGCCCCCAGCAGCAGCGGUAGCAGCACUGCGAUUCCUCCACGCCAGCAGAAACCCGCCGCGCCUGCAGCCGCUCGCAAAAAAGCCCCACCCAAGAAGAAGAAAGGAGGAAAGGGAGGCUGGUAGAGACACUUCUGCUCGCUCGCUUUUACACCGACCCACACAGAAGGACGAACACAUGCUUCUUUGGAUGUCGCAGGCUGUGUCUUAUAUCAAUACAUUGUUUUUAUUUACCGUUCAGUCCAUGCAUUAAUAUCAAUGUCGAGGAGCCGAUGGGCAUUUCUCCACUUCUGCCUUUUAUUUGAAACAGGUUUCUUUCUGGGCGAUUUUUUUCUGUUUGUUUUGCCUGGUUUAUGAAUGCUUAAUAAAGCAACUCUGUGUCACUAUAGAGGCUGUUUAUGCAAACUGCAGAUGUUUAUUUUUUAACCCUGCUCAUUCUCAACAAGCUCAGUCAGAGAAGCAAGCGGAGGCCGAUCUGCAGUGUUACGUCUUAAUAAAGAGAUUCCUGGAAAAACCA